Messenger RNA from Elaeis guineensis (African oil palm), 441 nucleotides. NCBI's taxonomy places the organism in Eukaryota, Viridiplantae, Streptophyta, Magnoliopsida, Arecales, Arecaceae. The record is from RefSeq and is a predicted model, not a curated record.
AUGGGGAGGCCAGUGGAGCAGGGGCCGCAGGAUCCGAUCGAUGGGGUUGAGGUGGCUGCGGACGAGGUAGGGAUAGGAUGGCUAGCUCGUGGCCACAGCGUAGGAGGCACCGAUGGGGUUGGGGUGCCUGCAGGAGGCAUCGAUAAGGUCGGGGUGGCUGCAGCCAAGGUAAGGCUAGGGUGGCUGGCUCGAGGCGGCAGCAUAGGAGGCACCAACGAGGCUGCAAGCGAGGUGGGGCCGAGGUGGCUGGCUCAGGGCGGUGGCGUAGAAGGUGCAAUGGGGUUGGGCCACAACGUAGGAGGCAUCGAUGGUGUCGGGAUGGCCACGGAAGAGGUGGGGCUGGGGCAGUUCGCUCGAGGCCUGAGUGUAAGAGGCAUCGACGAGGUUGGGGCAGCCACAGAUGAGGCGGGGCCAAGGCCACGGCGUAAGAGGCAUCAGUGA